ACGCCAUAUAACCAACCACGCCGGCCCACAGCCGGAUCUCGCAAACCUGACGACACAUCAACCUGCCUCGCCUCAUUUUUCCCGUCCGGUUCUUGUUCUACUUUCUUUUCCAGUUCUGUCUCGUCUUUCCAUCGUCUGUCCUGGUAUUGACUGAUAGAAUCCGCUGUGGCCCCAUGUAGCUGUCCCCGCGGACCAAAGACCGACCUCGCAAUUCGCAAACACGACGUAUUCGGACUGACGCAUAGUGGUCACUAUUGAACAGCUCGCAUAGCCGCAUCUCACAAGUCGCCUCUUUUCUCAGGCCCAUUACAACCGGCAUCCUUUAUUCGGAAUCGGCAGGCCCUCACAGGCGAAUACUCCAUUGACGAGCCCUCGGAAAACAGAUUGGGUAGGCUGCUACCAUAGCCAACAGUAACUGGAAAGUGGAAAAUCACCGAGUGGUUCGACUGAGCUGCACCAUCAGCGGGGUCCGAAUACAAGCCCGUCAUCAACUCGGCUCUCACUUUGGCGAGGUGCCUAGCACUUGCGACGAGUACGACGCUUCAGUGCUAGGUGCCUUGCCCGAACCGCACCCGCAUCUGCACCCGCAAUCCGCAUUGGCAUUGGAAUUCCGUCGUCGCAUUAUCUGACUGCAUUACCUACCUGCCCGGUUGGUAAGUCAACUUCCUUGGUGAAGGUACUUUGUCCCGUCCAAAGUGAAGUGCUCAACAGAGGCUGGCAGGUUCCCGCGGGUCGUUCUGCAGCAGUGCAGCCUAAACUCAAGGCAGCUGCAGGUUACAAGAGACGGAAGAGACGGGAAAGAGACAUCUCUCCAGUUCUGACCAGUUCUGGGCCAUCUGGACCUUGUUCUGGUUGCGUGCUGUGACCGGAGUGCAUCCGUCCGGUGAGACAAGGUGACAGGCCCGCACAGGCACAGAAGUCAGCUGUCCGACCUUGCCCGUCCAGUAAAGCUGCGCCCACACCUGCGGCCUACCCGUGUCAGCCGCCAUGGUUCCAAGACAAGAGCAACACGCUCGACCACCACCUGCACCACGCUUAUGGUCGCGUCUUUCAACUUUGUCAAAACGCUCUUUUCGCUCCUUCACCUCCGACUUCGAGGCCGAUGACGAGCGUUCCGAUACAGAUUCCGACUUCGACAGAAUGAGCGGCAGCAGUAGUGAUGGUUUCCUUCACGGCCCAGGUCGUUACAAAGGCGAAGACACUCGGCCCACGAGCCAGAAGGAGCUGUCUGGUUGGUAUGCAUACGCCUUUGCUGCCGAAACCUAUGUCAUAUGUGGUGAGUGUCCAGCCCAUGGAUCUGGAUGUGUGCGCAUGCGCUGACUGAGAAUAGCUAUCGGUAAGUUGUCACAGUCUGUCACUCCGUCUUCGAGCAGUGACAUUCGUCGCGAGACAGUGAUCAAGCUGUGGAGCCUGGACAGCUCGAGAUGCUGGAGCUACAGCAUUGCCGUGCACCCCGCCCCGAACUCGUUGCGCUGACACCACACGAUGCCCAGGUUCCUUCAUCCCGAUCCUCCUCGAGACCCUCGCCCGCGAAAAUGGCGUCCUAUUGUCUGAUCGAACGACCCCGUGUGGUACGAGCGACUCGAAAAACAAAACUGAUGGACAAUGCGUCGUGUAUCCUCUGGGUAUCGAGAUCAACACGGCGAGUUUCGCCAUGUACACCUUCUCCAUAAGCGUCCUGCUGCAGGUUCUCCUCGUCGUGAGCGUCAGCAGUGCCGCAGAUCACGGCAACUCGAGAAAGAAGCUUUUGCUCACCUUCGCCUGGGUUGGAAGUUUCUCCGUCAUGGCCUACAUCUUUGUCAACAAAACCACCUAUCUCCUGGGUGCUCUGCUGGCUAUCGUUUCGAACACAUGUUUUGGCGCCUCAUUCGUGCUCCUCAACUCAUUUCUGCCGCUAUUGGUCCGGCAUCAUCCGGAAGUGAUUGCCUCCGAGACUGUUCACACUCCCGACUUGGGACAUUCGAACCUGGAAUCGCGACCGCUCAAUGGUUCCCACGUUGACGAAGAUCCCGCCAGUGCCGAGGUUGAGGACCAACAUUCGCCCCUACUCAGUGGGCAUGGGAACGGAAACGGAGGCUACCCGCUAGUUCGGAAAGCUACUCACGAGGAGCUCACUUCCGUCGAGCUCCAGCUGUCCACUCAGAUUUCCGCCAAGGGGAUUGGCAUUGGCUACAUUGCCGGCCUAUUCGUACAGUGUGUCGCCAUCGCCAUAGUGAUUGCACUGAAAAACACUACCUGGUCGCAAAGGGUUGCGUUGUCUUUUUGCGGUCUUUGGUGGGCAGUCUUCACGAUCCCUGCUGCCAUGUGGCUCCGCCCUCGGCCAGGUCCACCAAUGCCCAUCACGUCGGGCAAAGGAAUCCGAGCUUGGCCAACUUAUGUGGCUAUGGCCUGGAAAUCGUUAUUCAACACUGUCCGGCUUGCUCGUCGCCUACGAGACAUCGUUCUGUUCUUAUGCGCAUGGUUUUUGGUCAGUGAUGCGAUUGCAACGACAUCUUCCACGGCCAUAUUAUUCGCCAAAACGCAACUCCACAUGAAGCCUUGGGCUUUGGGUAUGAUCAAUGUGAUCUCCACUAUAGCUGGUGUUAUCGGUGCCUUCAGCUGGGCUUUCAUCUCACGCAAGUUCCACUUGAAGCCACAUCAGACAAUCCUUGUCUGUAUCGGCCUCUUCGAGCUCAUUCCGAUUUACGGACUUCUCGGAUAUUUGCCGAUUGUGCAGAGAUGGGGCGUGAUCGGACUGCAGCAACCGUGGGAAAUGUAUCCUCUAGCUGCUGUGUACGGGCUGGUGUUGGGAGGUUUGAGUUCAUAUUGCAGAUCGCUGUACGGCGAGUUGAUCCCCGAGGGAAGUGAAGCUGCCUUUUACGCUCUAUACGCUGCAUCCGACAAAGGUUCGAGUGUUUUUGGGCCUGCGAUUGUCGGAGCCAUCAUUGAUCAGUCUGGUGAUAUCCGGCCGGCGUUUUGGUUCUUGGCGGCAUUGGUUGGGCUUCCGGCGCCUCUCAUCUGGAGCGUGAACGUGGAGCGUGGCAAGCGGGAGGGCCAGAAACUUGCAGAGACUAUUGAGGGAUUCAAGAGUCUACAGGCCGAAACCGGCAGCGAGACAGAGGACAGCGACGAUCGUCCGAUUCUCAGUGCCUAUGACGAUGAGGAGGAAGAAGUCGAACACGAGCAUAACCGGACCAGGGGUAACUGAGCCCCCAUCACCGAACAUAUCUGCAUAGCAACGGCGUAGGUAAAUCAAGUUAGCGAUAUUGUAUGUUUUACUCAAAAGCGCCAAGUAAUGAACAGUCGACUUUGUCGUUGAUUCUGUUGUCGUCUCUACCGC
This is a messenger RNA of Colletotrichum scovillei, 3319 nucleotides long. RefSeq names its product autophagy protein Atg22. NCBI's taxonomy places the organism in Eukaryota, Fungi, Ascomycota, Sordariomycetes, Glomerellales, Glomerellaceae. The record is from RefSeq and is a predicted model, not a curated record. Bases 1655 to 3187 code for a protein of 510 amino acids. The transcript is spliced from 2 exons. Gene Ontology annotation, biological process: amino acid transmembrane export from vacuole.